CUCCAAACGCGUUGGUCCCUCGGUUUGUCCCGCCAAACCAUCCGAUCUUAUCUGCGGGGUAGCGAGGGAUGACCAAAAUUUUUGAAAAAGCUGCGUGUGUCCAUCAAAGAUGGGAUGAGCACCUGGUGUAGUCUACAGAUCAGAUAUCUAUUGACUGGUUGGUUUCACCAGAUGUUUACAGGAUACUACAAUAGCGAUGGAUCAACAACAAUUAGAGUCAGAUGAUGACGAUUCACAGCAGCAAGAGCUCUCGGCGCUGUACGAGGAUAAUGGUGGACCUGGUAUCCUUGGCACCAGUCUACCGGAUGACGAAGAAUCUCUGGUAAUGAUGUUGGUAGAAGAUGCAGCCUUGGAAUGCUCUUCACUUACGUUUGGCUUGCACAUACCAUCACCUCCUCCCGUGACUCGACACCAUAUACCAAUAGGAUAUAGAAGCAUAACUACAAGCCCAGGUAGUAGAAUACCCGAGCCAACCAAGGGAGCCGAAGGAGAGCACUCGCAGCAAUCCAGCAGAAGUUGCAUGAAGGCCCGGUUCGCUCAACACUUUCUAGGGUUUCGAAGACGGAACAGCACAUCAUGCAGUAGUGAGAAUAAUAAUGAGGCAACACCGGAGCUCACCGGAUAUCGGCUCUCUGCGUUUGAUGUUCUGGUAGUGAUGCCCUUUUAUGCGGCAUGCGGCAUCAUGGCCGUCUUGGCACUGGGAGGUGCCAUUUUCCGAUCUCCUUCUGGAGAUGUCCCCGUGGACGCUGCUGCUCAUACCAGUGGACGCAAGUUGCAUCUGAGAUGGUAUCCUCAGGUCCUCAAGUACAAGGCGCCACCACAAGGCGACUUUAGGAGGACUGUCUAUACUUUGGACGAGUUUGUGGUGGCGGGUGUCAACUUGGCCCAAUACGGCUUGGAAACAGAAACGCAACAGCAGCAGCAAACCAUUGUCCUUUCCAAUAUUCCAGAACCUCCCUUUGAUCUGUACAAAGAUUGGGACUUGGCCAGUCAGUUGCAUGGUCAAGAACGAUGGAGAGACUUGAUUUCUCUCUUCAACAAAGUCCUCCGUGAUUCCACCGUGGGAUCCAAGUACCAUGACCUAUCGGCCGUGAAGCAAUGGCUCCAAUCCUUGGGAGUUCCCAUGGCACGCGUCAAUCCUGAAACGAAACCGCUGUCCAUGGGCGCCAGUCACAAGCUGAAGAAGCAGAAGCAGCAGAAGGUCAACCAAAAGACAACAACGACCAUCCCACGGCCGCCCGUGGCAUCCACCAAGAAACGCCAAAAACCAGUUGUAGACAAACAUCAUACAGACACUCAACAGUUUGUCGUGAAGGAGGAGGAGGAUGUUUGGAUUGUUCAAACCAAAGUAGUGGAACCGCAGGAAAUAAUGGAGGAACGAAGUUUGGUAGCCGACGGGUUCUUGGAGUUUCAAUGCCUCCUCUUGUGGGGACGGGUCUAUGCGGUUCAAUGGAAACAGGAAUCACAUCACAAAGGGAUCGUCCAUCGCAAUGGAACAUCAUGGGUGUCCCAGCAUGAAAAGACUCUUCCGUUGUGGGUCGACUGGGACCAAGUGGUGGCAACCGCCGAACGGGUUGGAGCACACAAGUCGCUCUUUCGGGUGGAUGUUCUGGCCUUGCCCAAAGCCAAGAAGAAGUAUGCCGUGUCGCAGGUAGACUUUGUCCCUAGUCGUUCCUUCCUGGGUGGCAAGCAUGAGCACACCACGGCGCUAUGGCAAGAAGCGACACGGCUACUCAUGGCGGGAUACAAAAUGGGACACUACAGGACCAUCCCCAACGCCGAGUUUUCUUGGCCUUGAUGAUUUACUAUAUCCAAAAGCCAAAUAUCAUCUACAGAUUUUGUAAACUAGACUAAACUGCUCUCU
Seminavis robusta is the source of this 1864-nucleotide messenger RNA. Lineage: Eukaryota; Bacillariophyta; Bacillariophyceae; Naviculales; Naviculaceae. The record is from the annotation of a GenBank genome assembly.